AUGGAUUUUCCAUUUUAUUCAGAUGAUAAGGAAUGGAGCAAUUCCCUUCUUGCUUCCUUUGAAACCACCGAAGAUGCAGUUUAUGAAGGAGAAAGUUGUCAAGAUUGCCUGAUAUCCCCACAGAAAUGUGGGCUAAUUACUAUUGAGAAAGAAAUGAAAAACCCAAUGAUAGAGAAAUUCAAACUGGUAAGGAAGUGGAGCCUAAACAAAUACAAGUGCACUCGACAACUUAUGUCAGAGAAGCUGGGACAUAGCUCAAGAACAGUCAACCUUGAACUAGAUUACCAGAUUGAUGUAUUAAAAGAUAACAAGAAAAAGUAUGAACAUAUUCUAAGACUGGCUCAGAUGUUUUCCAGCCAUCUCUCCCACAUGGUGCACAUCCAAAAAGAACUUGGAAAUGCAUUUGCUGACCUAAGCCUGAAGUCACUCGAUCUGCAUAAAGACUUUGGCCAAAAUGUGGAUACUCAGAGGCUGAUGGCAAAAAAUGGAGAAAUUCUUUGUGUGGCCAUUAAUUCUUUCAUUGAGAAUGUCAACACUUUAGUGAACAAAACAAUUGAAGAUACUUUACUGACUGUGAAGCAGUAUGAAAGUGCCAGAAUUGAAUAUGAUGCAUAUCGCACUGAUUUACAAGAACAGGAUGAUGGAAACUUGGGCCCAUACAGUUUGACAAAGAUUGAGCAGUCAAAGCUUCUUUUCCAGACAUAUAAGGAAAAAUACGAGCAAAUGCGCAAUGAUGUUGCUAUCAAACUCAAGUUUCUGGAAGAAAACAAGGUUAAAGUACUGCGUAAUCAGCUAGCUCUUUUUCAUGAUGCUAUUUCUGCUUACUCUACUGGGAAUCAAAGCCAGCUGGAAGAGACACUGGCACAGUUCCACAUCAUGAAAACUCCUGGAGAAAAAUCCAUAUCUUGGUUUGAAGAACACCAAUUACAGCAGAAAAAAAUAAAACUAUUGUUUUACCGAACAAGUUUAAG
This is a messenger RNA of Hipposideros armiger (great roundleaf bat), 971 nucleotides long. Its product is annotated as arfaptin-1-like. Lineage: Eukaryota; Metazoa; Chordata; Mammalia; Chiroptera; Hipposideridae. The record is from RefSeq and is a predicted model, not a curated record. Gene Ontology annotation, cellular component: trans-Golgi network membrane. Gene Ontology annotation, molecular function: protein domain specific binding; phospholipid binding. Gene Ontology annotation, biological process: intracellular protein transport; regulation of Arp2/3 complex-mediated actin nucleation.